Hippocampus zosterae (dwarf seahorse) is the source of this 1153-nucleotide messenger RNA. It is a transcript of the gene srp14, whose product is annotated as signal recognition particle 14. Gene Ontology annotation, biological process: SRP-dependent cotranslational protein targeting to membrane. The record is from RefSeq and is a predicted model, not a curated record. The transcript is spliced from 5 exons. Gene Ontology annotation, cellular component: signal recognition particle, endoplasmic reticulum targeting. Lineage: Eukaryota; Metazoa; Chordata; Actinopteri; Syngnathiformes; Syngnathidae. Gene Ontology annotation, molecular function: 7S RNA binding; endoplasmic reticulum signal sequence receptor activity.
UGUGGUAAACGAAUGUGAUGUUGGCGGAAGUAGAUGCUUGGAGGGGAGGAAGAAAGUCGCACUAGUCGUACGUGUGCAUCUAUCGAGCUGUUAGCUUUCGGCCACUGAGCUAACGCUACGUCUCGUCAGAGUCGCAAAUAUGGUGCUACUUGAAAACGACUCGUUCCUCACAGAACUCACACGUUUGUUCCAGAAGUGCAGAUCCUCCGGUAGUGUUGUCAUCACUUUGAAAAAAUAUGACGGGAGGACCAAGCCAGUGCCCAGGAAAGGCCACUCGGAGUCCUUUGAGCCCGCAGACAAUAAAUGUCUUCUCAGAGCUUCGGAUGGCAAGAAGAAAAUAAGCACAGUGGUGAGCACCAAAGAAGUAAUCAAGUUUCAGAUGGCGUACUCCAACCUCCUGCGGGCGCACAUCGACGGACUGAAAAAGAAAGACAAGAAGAGCAAAAGCAAGAAAACCAAAGCCACCCAGUGAGCCGCAAGCUCAAAGGCGCAGGAACUGAUCCCGUUCGAAUCUGACACGAUGGAAGCGGGUCCCGCCACAGUCAGUCUCCCCUCACAAUGCGUGCUCGUCCACCCAGUGACCACUUUUAUUUUGUGUCGUCGAUGACUGUUUUCGUGCCAUCUGGGAGGAUUUCUUGGAAUGCACGAAUCGAACUUUGGAGAAGAGCAACACCGUUGGAUGUGGUUUUUUUUUGUCAAGUGGCUACACUCUUUAUUUAUGUUCAAAUUAGGAGCAUCAAAGCAGUCACUCUCUGUUUGCCUUUUUUUUGUGGGGGGGUGGGGGGGUGGAUGUUUUAAAAAGUAUGAAUUUGCCGCAAGGGGUGCAUGGAAAUGUUUUGCUAAAAUCCCAGGUUAUUAGUUUUAGUUAUUAGUUAUUUUUGCAAUGAAAUAAGUCGAAUGGUUAGGGCCUCCUUCAGCUGCCACAAUGGCCCUCUUUCUUUGUCAAACAUCAUUUUCUGACAAAAUCUUCACUUUAAUUGAAAAUAUGAAUUUGAUUUCAGCCUGCGCGUUUUAAUUGCACAGGAUCAUGUACAAGUUUCAGAUGUACUGAAAGGCGCGUUUGUGGACAGAGAAUCCCAAGCGAGCGGGGCCGUGGCAGUCCUGCAGCGGCAUUUAAGUUGACGAAUAAAGUGCUGUUUAAAAAAAAAAAAAA